AUGUAUGCGCGAUAUGUGCCACCACAAAAAGGGACUGCUAAGAGCCCGGAGCUACUGCAGACCAUUGAAACAGUGUCGAACCCUGUAGUGAAGUCGCAGCCGACAGCUUAUGCCAGAUACAUUCCACCAUCAAAACCCGUCGAUAGCCAAUCUGAUUAUCAUCAACCCUCUCAGCAUGUCCACUUCAAGGAUGAUACCAAUGGAAAUGAGCCACCUGCCAAGAAAGCUAGGUUGAUGGAUGAGAGCCACAUCGCUAAGGAGUCAAAAAAGAAGAGCAGGAAAUCAAAACAGCCCAAGGAGCUACAUGCUGAUACAGAAUAUUCAGAGGAGCCGCCCGUGUUAGAACCGGAGGCUCCAGCUCAACCAGACGAAACUUUGACUGCUCUAAAGCUCGGCGCGUCAGAACGGGGAGCAACCCAGCAGCUAACUCCAGAGAAGGUUCCCAAGUUGCCGGGUCAAGGGGGGAACGAAAAGAAGAUUAAAAAGAAAGAAAAAAAGAAGCGAAAUCUAGAGGCUCUCGAUGAAACUGAGGAUGAAACUCCAGUACGGCAUAAAGCGGUCCUAGAAAGGGCGGCAAAGUCGAUACGAGCUCCCAAGUUGCAACCUAUUGCAGACAAGCAUGAAGAUACGCCAAUGCAAGAUGCGCCGGAUGUCAGCGAUGGGAAUGAAACGAAGGCCGCCGAUAACUCUCUAGACGUGGAUGCGGAAACACCCGAGAUCCAUGGCCUUCAACCGCUACCUCAGCCUAAGCCGGUCAUCCCCGAGGCUACGAAACCGGCCUACGAGACGUUACCGUCCUGGCUGGCGAAACCAAUUCGUAUAUCUCCGCAGGCUACGGCGCACUUUACGGAAUUCGGACUUUCUCCAGACCUAGGUAUCACUGCUGAAGUAGCCGAAAGGUUAGCUGCAAAUGGGUAUAACCAAGCGUUUGCUAUACAGACCGCCGCAAUACCAUUGCUUCUUCCCCAUCAUGACAAGAAUAUGCAUGGUGAUAUUUUAGUUUCUGCCGCGACCGGUUCUGGAAAAACUCUAGCAUAUGUCCUGCCUCUAGUACGAGACUUGAGCCAAGGCAAUCGGCAUCUGACGAGGCUCCGUGCUGUGAUUGUUCUUCCAACUCGGGAACUUGUAAAGCAGGUUCAGCAAGUAUGCGAAGAGUGUGCGGGUGCGUUUGCUCUAAAUGGCACUAAGAGGAGAGUACGUGUCGGCAUAUCGAUGGGUAGCCAAUCCAUCGACCAAGAACAAGCUUCGCUUGUCGAGAGAGAAGAGGAAUAUAACCCAGAAGCAUUCGCUAAACGAAAUAGGAGACUUGCUUCUGAGAGUGGAUACGGUUCUGAUGACGAGAGCGACAAGGGUUACGAUACCGAAGAUGAAGAGAGAGCAGCGAUUCAAAAGAAGGAAGACAAGAUCCAAACAUUACCGAAUCACGUAAUCGCAUACAAAUCCAAGGUUGAUAUUCUUAUCUGCACUCCGGGGAGGCUCGUCGAACAUAUUAAAUACACACCCGGCUUUUCGUUGGACUUCGUCCGUUGGCUCGUCGUUGAUGAAGCCGACAAACUGCUCGGUCAAAAUUUCCAACAAUGGCUAGAUGUAGUUAUUCCGCGGCUACAGUCGGGCGAUGGCUCGCGAAACCACAAGCAGUCCAACCUGUCAGGUGUUCGGAAGGUCAUUCUCAGCGCUACGAUGACAAGGGAUCUCGACCGUCUGGAAGGGCUAAAACUUCGCUGGCCUAAGUUGAUCAUACUGGAGGGCUCGGGUAGCGCCGAAGAGGUAGAAGCUACUAUAAGUCAAGCUGACCUUGCGCUUCCUGAAACGCUCGGAGAAGCUGCUCUCAAAGUUAGCGACCCUAAUCUCAAGCCGCUCUUCCUGUUGGACCUACUUCAGAGCAAUUACAUAUUGGGACAGAUCGGUCAUAACAGGUCCAGAGGUGAUACUUCAGAUAGUGAAACUUCUUCGUCUGGGUCGGACUCUGACUCGGAUUCUGAUUCGGGCUCCGAUUCGGGUCUAGAUAGAUCACGUAGGACUUCCGAUAUCAUCCCCCCUACUACCAACACACCGAGUGUUUUAAUCUUUACCAAAUCAAACGAAACCGCUUUACGUCUCUCACGUCUUCUUUCAUUGCUUUCGCCAACCUUGGGCGCUCUUGUCGGUACGCUUACUUCGACAACACAAUACGUAGCCCGGAGACGCACCAUUCGGUCGUUCUUAGCUGGAAAGUUGCGUGUUCUCGUCGCAUCCGAUCUAGUUGCUCGCGGUAUAGAUCUUCCCAGUCUAGAUCACGUUAUCAACUACGAUAUGCCGUCCAGCAUAGCUUCAUACAUUCAUCGUGUAGGCCGUACAGCCAGAGCUGGGAAGACGGGCAAGGCGUGGACACUGUUCACAAAUCCGGAGGCAAGGUGGUUCUGGAAUGAAGUGGCUGGCGAGGCCGCUAUCCAAAGGAGCAAGAAUGUGGAGCGCAUUAGAAUAACCGAGGAGAAAGAAGAUGCGUUCGAAAGAAAGAUAUCUGAUUACGACUCGGCACUUAAGAAACUAGGAGAAGAAGCAAGCGGAUGGAAAGGCCGACCGCGCCAGCGUUAG
Daldinia vernicosa is the source of this 2574-nucleotide messenger RNA. Its product is annotated as P-loop containing nucleoside triphosphate hydrolase protein. The coding region runs from base 1 to 2574 and encodes 857 amino acids. The record is from RefSeq and is a predicted model, not a curated record. Gene Ontology annotation, molecular function: nucleic acid binding; ATP binding. NCBI's taxonomy places the organism in Eukaryota, Fungi, Ascomycota, Sordariomycetes, Xylariales, Hypoxylaceae. Gene Ontology annotation, cellular component: nucleus. The transcript has a single exon.